This is a messenger RNA of Phyllostomus discolor (pale spear-nosed bat), 1255 nucleotides long. RefSeq names its product E2F transcription factor 6 (gene E2F6). Bases 274 to 1122 code for a protein of 282 amino acids. Gene Ontology annotation, molecular function: protein dimerization activity; RNA polymerase II cis-regulatory region sequence-specific DNA binding; DNA-binding transcription factor activity, RNA polymerase II-specific. The transcript is spliced from 7 exons. Gene Ontology annotation, biological process: regulation of transcription by RNA polymerase II. The record is from RefSeq and is a predicted model, not a curated record. Gene Ontology annotation, cellular component: RNA polymerase II transcription regulator complex. Lineage: Eukaryota; Metazoa; Chordata; Mammalia; Chiroptera; Phyllostomidae.
UGGAGGCGGCGCACUGCGCAUGCGGGAAGAUGGCGGUCGCGGCUCCCUGAGAGUGCCCAGCUACCCAGUUCUCCUGCCGUCCGCGUGAUAACUCCCGCGGCCGUGGGCAGUGGCGCGUUCGUCCGCAGCCGGGCCCAGCCGGGGGCACCUCCUAACAGGCCGCGAGCUCUGUUCGCGCUUGGCUUCGGGAACGGCGUGUUGGGGGCGGUGUCCGACGCGACCCGGAGAAGGCGGGGCAACUCGCGGGGGGCGAGGGGCGGCCGGCCGGGCAGCAUGAGUCAGCAGCGGCCCGCGCGGAAACUGCCCAGCCUGCUCGUGGACCCAGCGGAGGAGACCGUGCGCCGCCGGUGCCGAGACCCCAUCAACGUGGACGGCCUGCUGCCAUCAAAAAUAAGGAUUAAUUUAGAAGAUAAUGUGCAAUAUGUGUCCAUGAGAAAAACUCUAAAAGUGAAGAGACCUCGUUUUGACGUGUCCCUGGUCUACUUAACUCGGAAGUUCAUGGAUCUCGUCAGAAACGCGCCGGGGGGCAUCCUGGACUUGAACAAGGUGGCGACCAAGCUGGGGGUGCGGAAGCGAAGAGUGUACGACAUCACCAACGUCCUGGACGGGAUCGACCUGGUGGAGAAGAAGUCCAAGAACCACAUUCGGUGGAUAGGGUCCGACCUCAACAGCCUCGGGGCCGCGCCCCAGCAGAAGCAGCUGCAGGAUGAGCUGUCCGACCUGGCCGCCAUGGAGGACGCGCUGGACGAGCUGAUCAAGGACUGCGCACAGCAGCUGUUCGAGCUGACGGACAACAAGGAAAACGAGAGGCUGGCGUACGUGACGUACCAGGACAUCCACAGCAUCCGCGCCUUCCACGAGCAGAUCGUCAUUGCGGUCAAAGCCCCGGCAGAAACCAGGCUGGACGUCCCAGCGCCCAGGGAGGACUCCAUCACGGUGCACAUACGCAGCACCAAGGGGCCCAUCGACGUCUACCUGUGCGAGGUGGAGCAGCGGCGCCCCCGCGGCCGGGCGCCUGAAGGUGCGGGGGGCGCGUCGUCGCAGGGCAAGCGCCCGGAAAACCCUGCUGAAGAAGAAACUCCUCCACAGCCGAGUGAAGAACUGCUUGAGGUGAGCAACUGAUGGGAGGACCCGAGGAGGCGUGCGCCGCGCUCUGGGGCGUCCCGUGGGCGGCCAGGCGUCCGGCGUGGUCCUCGGAGCAGUGCGCCCGCCCGCCCACGAGAGGUCCGCUCCCUCUCCGCCAGCAGCAGCAGCA